This is a messenger RNA of Caenorhabditis elegans, 992 nucleotides long. It is a transcript of the gene hrg-1, whose product is annotated as Heme transporter hrg-1. Lineage: Eukaryota; Metazoa; Nematoda; Chromadorea; Rhabditida; Rhabditidae. Gene Ontology annotation, molecular function: heme transmembrane transporter activity. The record is from RefSeq and is marked reviewed. Gene Ontology annotation, biological process: heme transport. Gene Ontology annotation, cellular component: lysosome; lysosomal membrane; endosome membrane.
CUACGGAUAGCUUGAGAGGAACGACAAAAGAGACGAACAAAAAACACCGGUAGAGCACGCUUGCAGCAGAAUGGGCUAAAUCGAAUUUUGGGAACUACGAAUCUGAUUGUUUACAACUUUUGAUGAAAUCGAUUUGACCUCAACUCUGACGUUCUUUCUCUUUUCUGCAUCUUAUCAGUGGAUCGAUAGAUUGAUCAAAUCAAAACAAGAGUUUUCUGGAUAUACUGUGUAUGCAUCAAAUCUACAGCAGUGACGUCAGCUCUAUCACUUCGAAAAGCUCGAUAGCUAAAGCUGAAAUCAUCACAAUGGAAGAGGAACAACAAAGACAAUCGUGCUGUACCUGGUUCCACAGUCUGAAAGUUCAAAUCUGGAUUGCUUGGCUUGGAGUGUCGGCAGGUGUGAUGGCUGGAACUGUGUUCGCAAUUCAGUACCAAAAUUGGAUCGCCGUCACGAUGUGCUUUAUCUCCAGUGGAUUUGCAACUCUGGUUCUCCAUCUUCACCUGGCCUAUAAGAAAACUCAAAUGGCAGGAUGGUCAGAAACAAGACUCCGAUGCCUUGCGGCUGUUGGAGCCACCGUAUCGUUCCUUUCAUUCAUCGCAAUGGUGUUCUGCCUGGUGGUUGCUGGAAUUGAGCAUCAGACGUUGGAUAAGCAAGGUCUCAUGGGAGCCAAUCUUUGGAUUGCGGCCGUCUGGUUCUUCAUGACGUCAAAAUGGAGUGCAUUAACCUGGAGAUUUGCCAGAAAAUACCGAGCAUUCUGUGAAGAGUCUCAACCGCUCUUGGCCGCCGCUCCACCAGAGUACUCUGUGACUAUCUAAACUUGUCAAACCUGAUGAUGUGUGUACAUAAUCUCAAACUUGGUAUUAAUCUUUCAAUUUUCAAUUUUUCAUUUUCAAUAACUAUUGGACCUUGUGCCUAAUUUUGUACUAGUUCAAAAGUAAGACUCUGUAGUACGGGUGUUCUUUUGUGUGUUCCAAUAAACAUUUCAAACUUGU